This is a messenger RNA of Laccaria bicolor S238N-H82, 1677 nucleotides long. RefSeq lists its product as uncharacterized. The coding region runs from base 1 to 1677 and encodes 558 amino acids. NCBI's taxonomy places the organism in Eukaryota, Fungi, Basidiomycota, Agaricomycetes, Agaricales, Hydnangiaceae. The transcript has a single exon. The record is from RefSeq and is a predicted model, not a curated record.
AUGGCAUCCCUCCUCAAAAGGCAUCUCAACACCAAUUAUGUCCCAUCAGAUAUAGAGCGACGGGAAAUCUUCCGUAUUCUCGAAGAACCUCAAACACGACUUUCAAAGAUUAAUGACGAGAUUGAGCGAAUGCGGGAGACACUCGAAGAAAUGAAACGCCAGCGGGACGAGCUAAGCCAGCACAUUGAUCAGUACCGCGCAUUGACAUCAUCUAUUCGGCUGCUCCCUCAAGAAAUCCUGUUGGAGAUAUUCGUCCAUUGUCUUCCCAAAGACCACAAUGCUUUCAUGUCAUCGCACGAAGCUCCCUUGCUUCUUGGGCGUAUCUGUAGCAGGUGGAGAUCGAUUUCGCUCUCAGCUCCAAAGCUGUGGACGACGAUUCACGUCCCUGUGCCAGCGCCAGCGGAGAUGCACCCCGAGCAGGUGAUUACGAAAGCUGAGCAUAUGGUAGCUUCAAAACGUAUGAUUGGAUUGCGAACGCGGGCGUUGCAAGAGUGGUUAAACCGCUCCGGAUCACUUCCUGUCGACAUUUCACUCAACCAAUGGGCAGAAUUGGUAGCAGCCAACUACGCAAAUUCGGCGCAGCCUAUCGUGGACGUAAUCCUUUCCGUGGCGCAUCGUUGGAGGAACAUUACCGUGGCAGCACCAGCUGACACGAUGGAGUCUUUCCUUUCGCACCCUCCCCACAAUCUUCCUUUCCUACAGUCCUUGAAAUUUAUUUUUGUAUGGCGGUGGCAGCCAGGUUUAAACAACCGGUAUCCGGAGUACAACAUCUGCACAGCACCCUCACUCCGAAAGUUAUCUUUUGACCAAUUCCAAGGCAACCCCCUGCGGCUUCCCGUAAACUGGGAACAUCUUACAGAUCUCAGCUUGACAUUUCAACGGGAGGUCAGUGGACAGCUGUCUUUAAAUCAAGCGGCGGAGUUGCUGUCACAAUGCCGACACCUUGUCCGCUGCAAAUUGGCGGUGGGCAGAAGUUAUCAAGCACAGGCUCUGGUUCAUCUUUCAGCAUUUGCACUUCCCUAUCUCGAAUGCUUGACUGUAUUUGAGGUGUCUGAUGCUACCAGUAUGUUCAAUUGCCUGGACCUUCCUGCAUUGCGUCAGGUUACAUAUUAUACCUGCGUUGCACCCCACUUGUCCCAGAGGUCCUCGUUAAUUACCCUCCUCAGCAAGUCAAAUGGAUCGAUUCGUGAAUUUACAGUAAAUCCUCAGCAAUUUACGAGGGAAGAGCUCAUCGAGUGUCUACGUCUCAUCCCCCACGCCACUACUCUUACUCUGGACAACCACACCGCCCGUCACAGACGUGCAAUCGGAGCCUAUGGUCGGAACCCAACAAUUUCGCACAAGGACCUUCUUGAGUCUUUUCUCCAAUCUACGACAGGCGGGCAUCCCCUUUGUCCCAAAUUGCAAGCCCUGCACGUUAGCUCCCAUCUCGACAUAUCGGAUGAAGAUUUGUUGGAUUUCAUUCUGGAGAAACAAAGCGGACUUGCAUCAAACGUUCUGCCUUUGAAGCGCCUCCAUAUACAUUUUCUACGGCCCCGGGGGAUGGACGUCGUGCCACAUCUUAAGGUGAUGAAAGGCUUCGACCUUCGGUUGUGUUACGCUGAACGAUCCAUGGAGACAUUGUUUUCACCAUCGGAGAUGGUUGACAUUCCCGAUGUCGAGUUCCCGUUUACUUGA